Molecule: messenger RNA, 1090 nt
Organism: Cydia amplana
Lineage: Eukaryota; Metazoa; Arthropoda; Insecta; Lepidoptera; Tortricidae
Gene: alphaSnap
Product: alpha-soluble NSF attachment protein
Exons: 6
Coding region: 132-1010 (292 amino acids)
Biological process (GO): intracellular protein transport; SNARE complex disassembly
Cellular component (GO): SNARE complex; vacuolar membrane
Molecular function (GO): syntaxin binding; soluble NSF attachment protein activity
Source: RefSeq, a predicted model, not a curated record
CACUAAAUCAAUCGAUGACAGCGACUGAUUUUCGCAGUGUUCUCGGGUGACGACAUUUUGUCAAUAAUUCCUAAACUUGUUGGGAUCGUAGUAUAUUUCUUUAGUAUAUAGUGUGUUUUUAAGCCACGAAAAUGGCUGAUAAUGAACAGAAAGCAAUGCAGUUGAUGGCGGAGGCGGAGAAAAAGUUGAGUUCAUCUAAGACCUUUCUUGGGUCACUUUUUGGGGGAUCAUCAAAGGUGGAAGAAGCUGUAGACUGCUACCUCCGGGCCGGCAACCUGUUCAAGAUGGCCAAGAAGUGGGCGCAGGCUGGACAGGCAUUCUGCAACGCUGCGCAGUUGCACUUGAAGGCUGGGGUCCGCCAUGAUGCUGCCACCAACUUUGUCGACGCUUCCAACUGCUACAAGAAGUGUGAUGCUAAUGAGGCAGUCUCAUGUCUGUUAAAGGCAAUUGAGAUCUACACCGACAUGGGCCGCUUCACUGUUGCAGCAAAGCAGCAUCAGAACAUAGCCGAGUUGUACGAGACCGAGUGCGUGGACCUCGCGCGCGCCAUGCAGCACUACGAGCAAGCGGCGGACUACUUCCGCGGCGAGGAGUCCACCUCCUCCGCCAACAAGUGCAUGCUCAAGCUGGCGCAGUACGCCGCGCAGCUCGAGCACUAUGACAAGGCCGUGCAGAUAUACGAGCAGAUCGCCAAGUCGUCCCUGGACAACAGUCUGCUGAAGUACAGCGCCAAGGAGUACAUGUUCCGCGCCGCGCUGUGCCACCUGUGCGUUGACGUGCUCAACGCCUCGCACGCCAUCGAGAAGUACUGCGCGCUCUACCCCGCCUUCGCCGACACUAGGGAGUGCAAGCUUAUCAAGGAACUGAUCGAGCACCUGGAGGACCAGAACAUCGAAGGGUUCACCGAGGCGGUGAAGAACUACGACAGCAUAUCGCGACUCGACCAGUGGUACACGACCAUGCUCGUGCGCGUCAAGAAACAGAUCAACGACAACCCCGACCUGCGUUGAAUCCGCACCACCGUCGCCGCACAUAGGUUUGUGUGCUGUAGCUAGGUAGAUUUAUGAGCCUUUCCACCCUUUUCUUUAAC